CUAAUCUGAGCCCAUUUCCCCAGAGUUGAACUCAGUCAACGGCAAGAACCGAAACAUUAGCUCGAAGUCACCGCCUUCCAUCUCGCAAUUCUCUCCGACAACGCAUGAACACAGCGAUCUGGUCUCUUGGGUCUGUCAAUUUCGUUCAAUCCCGACGAUGAUGUUUCCCAGAUUCAAGGGUUUAGGGUUUUUGCUCGUUCCUUUUCUGCUGUCACCGUAUCUGUUCUUCGCUGCGGAAUCAAAGUGCAGAGCUUCCUGCGAUUUCGCUCUCGCCUCGUAUUACGCUUGGAAUGGAUCAUCCCUCACGGUCAUCAAUCAGGCGCUCGAUUCGCCGAUUGCCCCGUUCGACGGGAUCAAUUUCGACCCGAUCCUGAGAUACAACAGCGAAAUCAAGAACAAGGACUUGAUCCAGAUCGGUUCCAGAAUCCUCGUCCCUUUCCCUUGCCAGUGUCUCCCCGGCGAUUUCCUCGGCUACACUUUCACUUACCGUGUCCGAAGGGAAGACACCUACGAUGCGGUGGCGCGUGUCCGCUACGCGAACCUGACGACGACGGAGUUACUGCGGAGCACGAACAGUUACCCGGAUACGAAUAUUCCCGACACCGGGACGCUCAACGUGACGGUGAACUGCUCGUGCGGAGACGGAGCGGUUUCGAAAGAUUACGGCUUGUUCGUCACUUACCCACUUCGUCCUGAAGACAGUUUGAGUUCGAUAGCAAGAUCUUCUGGUGUUCCAGCCGAGACUCUGCAGAGGUAUAACCCCAAUGUUGAUUUCAAUGCAGGGACAGGGAUUGUUUAUGUCCCGGGCAAAGAUCCAAACGGUGCAUUUCCGCCUUUCAAGUCGAGCAAAAAAGCAGGUAGCAAUGCCGGAGUUAUCGCCGGUAUAUGCAUAGGAGUGGCAGUUGCUUUGACGUUAGCAGCUUUUCUCGUAUACGGAAUCUAUCGUAAGAGGAAAUCAAAGGGAUCUUUAAGCAGAAAAGAAGUUACUAAAUCUGUGCAUAAUGUUCUCUAUUCCGUUUUAGUUUCCGCUUCUAGCGUUCAGGAUUCUGGCCGCUCUCUGGGCAUUGCAGCCAUAACUGUGGACAAGUCUGUGGAGUUUUCGUAUGAGGAGCUCGCUAGGGCUACCGACAAUUUCAGCAUGGCUUACAAGAUUGGCGAAGGUGGUUUCGGGGCUGUCUACUACGCCGAGCUGAGAGGAGAAAAAGCUGCUGUCAAGAAAAUGCAAAUGGGAGAUGCGAAACAGUUCUUGGCCGAGCUAAAGGUCUUAACCCGAGUACAUCAUGUCAAUCUGGUGCGUUUGAUUGGAUACUGUACUGAGGGUUCUCUCUUCCUGGUGUACGAGUAUAUCGAGAACGGGAAUAUAGCUCAGCAUUUGCGUGGCUCAGAACGGGAUCCACUGCCAUGGACGAAGAGAGUGCAAAUAGCCCUCGACUCCGCUAGAGGUUUAGAAUAUAUCCACGAGCACACGGUUCCGGUUUAUAUUCAUCGGGACAUUAAAUCCGAAAAUAUCUUGAUAGACCGCAACUUCCGAGCAAAGGUUGCGGAUUUCGGGUUGGCGAAACUCACGGAAGUCGGAGGCACGAUGACGCGAGGUGCAAUGGGUACAUUCGGUUAUAUGCCGCCCGAGGCUGUUUAUGGAGAUGUUUCUGCAAAAGGAGAUGUAUACGCUUUCGGAGUAGUCCUUUACGAGCUAAUUUCCGCGAAACCCGCGGUUGUAAAGCUGAGCGGAACCGAUUCCGAGUUCAAGGGACUCGUCGGUUUGUUUGAGGAAGUGUUCAACCAACCAGACCCGAAAGAAGCUCUGCGUAAGAUCAUCGACCCUAGGCUCGGGGAUGAUUACGUGAUCGAAUCGGUCUACAAGAUGGCGGAACUAGCGAGGGCUAGCACGAGAGAGAAUGCGCAGCUGCGGCCGAGCAUGAGGUACGUCGUGGUGGCGUUGACGACGCUUUCGUCUUCCACGGGGAAUUGGGAAGUCGGAAACUUUGAAAACGAAGAUCUCCUCAGCCUCAUGUCCGGUCGGUAGCGACAUUUUACCCUAAUCCCGACCAAACCGUGAGAAGAGAAGAAUAAUCAAAUACGGAAUCUUCCAGAUUUAUUGAAUUUCGGCAUUUUUUUUGUAUUAUUAUGUAAUUAUUAUUUCACAUUUAAUCAAACAGUACACGGACCACAGCCAUCAAUUUUCUUUAAAACAAAAAUAAUCUUUUUUUUUU
Tarenaya hassleriana is the source of this 2210-nucleotide messenger RNA. RefSeq names its product chitin elicitor receptor kinase 1. Gene Ontology annotation, biological process: protein phosphorylation; innate immune response. Gene Ontology annotation, molecular function: transmembrane receptor protein kinase activity; ATP binding. The record is from RefSeq and is a predicted model, not a curated record. Lineage: Eukaryota; Viridiplantae; Streptophyta; Magnoliopsida; Brassicales; Cleomaceae. The transcript is spliced from 13 exons. Bases 158 to 2023 code for a protein of 621 amino acids.